Molecule: messenger RNA, 709 nt
Organism: Dermatophagoides pteronyssinus (European house dust mite)
Lineage: Eukaryota; Metazoa; Arthropoda; Arachnida; Sarcoptiformes; Pyroglyphidae
Source: RefSeq, a predicted model, not a curated record
ACAACAACCAAAAUAUUGAUGGAAAAUUAAAUCGAAAAAAAUAAUAAUAAUCUCCAUUAUCAAAUUGUUUAUCCAUUUUAUUGAUUUGAUAAAAAAAAAAUUUUCAACACGUACAUACAUCAUGUCUUCACAGCAUCUAACCAAAUGGCAACGUUUUAAAAUAUGGACAACAAAAUAUUUUGGAUGUAAAUCAUCAUCAACAUAUGUAUUCAAUAAUAAUGAACAAAAUGAUAAUUCUGAACGGCCAUCAAAACAAAGUGGACAACGUAUACAACCAUCCAAAUCGAUAAAUGGUCAACAAAAACAUUCGAAUCACGAUCAGCUACAGGGAAAAAAUAUAUCGAAGAAAAAACAUCAUCAACAGAAACAACAGCAAAAACAGAAACAAAAACAAAAUGUUAUCAAUAAAAAGACAAAUGUUGAUAAUAAAAAAAUGAAAAAUGUUAAUGUAACAAAAUCAGUAACGAUAAUGAAUGAAAAUGGCACGAAUAAAACGGUCGAUAAUAAAAAAACGAAAAGUUUAGGAGUAAUGGAUCUACAUGAUGAUAAUGGUCAAGAUAUACCUUUUAUCGAUGCUUCAUUGAUCAAUUUGGAUCGUAUCGUAAAAUGAUUAUCAUUAAUUUUUUUUUGUUGAAAAUUUUCCCCGUAUCAUCAUCAUCAUUUUAACCAUAAAUAAAGGAAAUGGAACAGAUUUCAUUUCAAAAAAAUG